Molecule: messenger RNA, 774 nt
Organism: Peronospora matthiolae
Lineage: Eukaryota; Oomycota; Peronosporomycetes; Peronosporales; Peronosporaceae
Source: the annotation of a GenBank genome assembly
AUGUAUCUCAUGGUCGCCACACGUCCGGAUCUAGCUGCUGCAGUGGGAUCAUUAUCCCAGUUCUCGUCCGACCCAUGCCCGACUCACUGGCAAGCUUUGAAGCGUGUGCUGAGAUACCUGCAAGCAACGCCCAAUCAUGGUCUUGAGUUUACACGUGAAGAAGGAAGCCGUAUCUGCGGGUACACCGACGCAGACUGGGCCGGCGACAUUGAGUCAAGACGAAGUACAAGCGGCUAUGUGUUCAUGAUGAGCGGAGGAUGCAUCAGCUGGAAAAGCCAGAAACAACGGACGGUCGCGCUAUCUUCAACAGAAGCAGAAUACAUGGCGCUUUCCGAAGCAACCAAAGAAGCAGUAUGGCUCAAGGUGCUUUUGGGGGAACUUGGUGAGAUGACAAGCGACGAAGCGAUCAAGAUGUAUGAAGACAACCAAGGAUCAAUCGCUCUCGCCAAGAACCCGGAGUUCCAUAAGAGAACAAAACACAUCGACAUACGCUACCAUUUUGUGCGUGAGAAGGUGGAAUCAGGUGAAGUCGUUUUGGAGUAUUGCCCGACUCAAGAUAUGCUGGCAGACAUGAUGACCAAGCCGAUCGCCGCUGUACAAUUUGAAAACAUUCGCGAUCGACUUGGGAUCCAAGGUGCCGCAGCUAACGAGUCGAGAGGGAGUGUUGAAAAGACAGCGGCUGUGAAGAAGACACCUCGUCAAGCUGCGUCAAGUGUUGAAGCAAGUGGAAGACCAAGCUUCGCUAUACCGGUGGGUACCGGUAUGUACCAGUAA